ACUUGUCAUGGCUCGUACGAAGCAGACUGCUCGUAAGUCCACUGGUGGCAAAGCGCCGCGCAAACAGUUAGCCACUAAGGCGGCCCGCAAAAGUGCUCCGGCUACCGGUGGCGUGAAGAAGCCCCACCGCUACCGGCCGGGCACUGUGGCGCUGCGUGAGAUUCGCCGCUACCAGAAAUCGACUGAGUUGCUUAUUCGUAAGUUGCCUUUCCAACGUCUGGUGCGUGAGAUAGCGCAGGACUUCAAGACCGACCUGCGCUUCCAGAGCUCCGCUGUGAUGGCCUUGCAGGAGGCGUGCGAAGCUUACCUAGUGGGGCUUUUUGAGGAUACGAAUCUGUGUGCUAUUCACGCCAAGCGCGUCACUAUUAUGCCCAAAGACAUCCAGCUCGCGCGUCGCAUUCGUGGGGAGCGGGCGUAGUCUUUUCCCCGAGUGCCCUACUUUGAAAU
Molecule: messenger RNA, 447 nt
Organism: Otolemur garnettii (small-eared galago)
Lineage: Eukaryota; Metazoa; Chordata; Mammalia; Primates; Galagidae
Product: histone H3.1
Exons: 1
Coding region: 8-418 (136 amino acids)
Cellular component (GO): nucleosome
Molecular function (GO): DNA binding; structural constituent of chromatin; protein heterodimerization activity
Source: RefSeq, a predicted model, not a curated record